Messenger RNA from Topomyia yanbarensis, 4448 nucleotides. RefSeq names its product protein transport protein Sec31A (gene Sec31). The record is from RefSeq and is a predicted model, not a curated record. The transcript has 11 exons. Gene Ontology annotation, biological process: endoplasmic reticulum to Golgi vesicle-mediated transport; COPII-coated vesicle cargo loading; endoplasmic reticulum organization. Gene Ontology annotation, molecular function: protein binding; structural molecule activity. Bases 137 to 4108 code for a protein of 1323 amino acids. NCBI's taxonomy places the organism in Eukaryota, Metazoa, Arthropoda, Insecta, Diptera, Culicidae. Gene Ontology annotation, cellular component: endoplasmic reticulum exit site; COPII vesicle coat.
AUAUCUGACGUUUCCAGAAGAAUACUUUUCCGAGGAGUUUCUGUUGGUUGUGUUGUGCAAAAGUGUUUUAUUUCAGUGAAAGAUUAUCAAUUUUUGUACUCGAUUUGCUGUGCAGGUAUACAUAAAAUUUGCUAAAAUGAAGUUAAAAGAGCUUCAGAAGAUGGUGAAUGUGGCAUGGUCACCAGUUCAGCAAGACCCAAUUAUGGUCGCCGCCGGAUCAGCGGCCCAACAAUUGGAUGCGUCCUUUAGCACUUCCGCCGCAUUGGAACUUUAUUCGAUAAAUUUAUCCGAUGCUAGUUACGAUCUACAGCUUGUUGGAAGCCAGGCAACAUCGCAUCGGUUCCACAAGGUGCUUUGGAGUCCGUUCGAGUUUGGGUCUACUCAUUCGAACGGCUUGAUUGUUGGUGGAUGUGAAAGUGGUGUUAUUCAAGUUUACAGUGCGUCUAAGCUGCUGGCCGGGGAGAAUGCAUUGUUAGCUCAACAGGAUAAACAUAAUGGUUCUGUUCGGUGCAUGGAUUACAAUCCUUUUCAAAACAACCUGUUGGCGUCGGGUGCUUCAGAAUCUGACAUUAUAAUUUGGGACAUUAAUAACACCGCUGUCCCCAUGAGUCCUGGAGCUAAGGUGCAGCCACUGGAGGAUGUUCAAGGACUUGUCUGGAAUCGGCAAGUGAAGCAUAUUCUAGCGUCCGUAUUUUCGACAAGAUGUGUAAUUUUGGAUUUAAGAAAAAACGAGCCUAUAAUAAAGCUGAGUGACAGUCAAUCGAGAGUACGUUGGAGAGAGGUUCAGUGGCACCCGGAAAUUGCUACACAACUAUGGUUAGCUAGCGAAGAUGACCAAGCGCCGUCAAUUCAACUAUGGGAUUUAAGAUAUGCCACGGCACCGGCUAAAACUUUCCACAUUCACCAGCGCGGUGUUCUCGGUCUUACAUGGUGUUGGCAAGAUUUUGAUCUUGUUGCCUCGUGCGGGAAAGACAACAAAAUAUACUGUUGGAAUCAAAAUUCUGAAGAUCCGAAUGGUGAAAUUUUAGCCGAGUUGGCUACUACUAAUCAGUGGAAUUUUGACGUUUCAUGGUGUCCUCGGAAUCCAGCAUUGAUUGCCGGAUCAAGUUUCGACGGCAACGUGACAAUUUAUUCAAUCUUCGGAGGCGUUCAUCAGCAAGUGCAAACAACGAACAAAAUAGCGGAUUCGUUCCCGGGAAUGGAAAGCAUUGGUCAUGAGCCGGUUCCGCAAGCUGGUCAGCAAACUCAAAUGGCAACCAGUGAUUUGAAACGAGCACCAAAGUGGAUGAAGCGGCCAGCGGGGGCAUGUUUUGGUUUUGGUGGCAAAUUAUUAACAUUCAAUGGGAAUAGCCGUUCUGUGACAGUCAGCCAAGUAGUGACAGAUCCGAAUCUAGUGGAUCGCUCGAUUUGUUUAGAGAAGGUUAUGGCGGAAGGAAAUUUCAUCGAAUACUGUCGACUAAAGGCUGAUCAAACCAAUGACCAGCAUUCGCGUUUUAUUUGGUAUUUCUUAAAAGCCAAUUUCGCAGAGAAUCCUCAUGCGGAAAUGCUUAAUUUACUUGGUUAUCAUGAAGAGGAUACGGCGAGCAAAUUUAAAAAGUAUGCAAACGAAGGAAAGUAUAAUGUUGGUGCUCCAAAAGAAGCAAACCCUGUAGACGAUUUGGCAGAUCAGAUGACUGGUUUGAGUCGGACAAUAGAUAACAAUGCCGUAUUCGAUGCAAUCGCCGCUGUUAACAAGGAUCUAGAACAGAGUGAUGAUCAGAAAAUUGAAAAGAACGUGGAUGUACCCUAUCGAAUUCGCACCGGUACGGAUAAUGAGGGUUUGAUCUGUGAAGCACUGUUGACCGGAAAUCUAGAAGCUGCUGUUGAACUUUGUAUGGAAGCCGGCAAAACAUCAGAAGCGUUGAUUCUAGCAAUGAAUGGUGGUUCGGAGCUGUUGUCUCGUAUUCAGUAUCGGUAUUUGAAAAAAAAUGAAAGCUACUUAUCCAACAUUAUCUCUGCGCUCGUGACUGAGGAUUGGAGCGGUGUCGUGACUCAGUGCACAAUUGAUUCCUGGAAGGAAGCACUAGUCGCAGCAUUGACUCAUUGUAAAAGACAGCUGCCACUCCUGUGCGACAGGCUAGGAGAGCGUUUGCAAAUGGAAGCAGCUGGUGAUGUAGAUCUUGCAAGAAACGCUAUCCUUUGUUACAUUUGUGGUGGAAACAUCGACAGGCUGGUAGAAUCAUGGAAUUUACAAAAGUCGAACCGCUCUGAAAAUGAGCCUAGCAAUGGCGAACUUGACAAAAAUAACAACGGUAAUGAGGAUUUACAAGAACUAGUAGAAGUGACAAUAUUACUACAAAAGGCCUUGGAAAAACAAGGCCGAGUCACCAGCGUUAAAGGGAAAUUAGCUGAUCUGCUAUCUCAAUAUGCUAGUUUAUUAGCAGCUCAAGGUUCAUUGGAUGCAGCAUUAUUUUUUCUGGGAGAUUCUACUGAUCAUCAGAUGGUACAACUAAAGCAACGCUUAUGCCACGCUGUUGGACAUGUAAACAAUCUCGAGAAAACCAAUGCAAUGUAUUAUCAAACAAACCAACGUGGUUCAAUUAGUAAUCAGCAGCAAAUACCACCCUUCAAUCCUGUAUUCCCCACUAUUGGACAGGCCGCCAAAAUGAAAAGUUGGCAAUCAGCGAAUGCACCUGUACCUCCAACGGCAGCUCUUGUUCCUGGACCUAUCAUUCCUCAGCCCAUGAGUCAACCGUCUUGGAAUACAUCUCCAUUCCAACAGCCACCAACUGUGACUCCGUUCAGUCCAGUAGUAUCGUAUCCAAUUGUACCUCCUGCAGCAUCAAAACCUCCUAUGAGACCUCCUCCGUCAGGCGACCUUGCUCAACCCCCUCGACCAUCUUCGGUUAGUUCUCAAACCGGUGGCGCUUCGCUAGGUCGUUCUAAGUAUGUACUGGAUCCAUCGGUCAGUACUGGGUCUAGCUAUGGUCAAGCACCACCCUAUCACCCAAACGCGCCCCAAUCUGCCUCAACGUCGCAAUUCAAUCAGUUCAAUACACAACCAGUUAAUCAACCAUCGAUCUACAAUCCCGUUCAAUCAACAAACAAUUACAAACCGUUCAGCCCUGCCCCGCUGGUGCAAUCAAAUGCAUCCCCAUACGUUCCCGUAGUCCCACCAUUAGAUGUGACAUCUCAACCUCCAAACAUUUCCUAUCCGGGUCCACCGCCAAUGUCAUCUCAACCUUUUAGCAAAAUGCAAAGGAAUCCCACGCCUCCUCCGGGUUGGAACGAUCCUCCAGCGCUAAUGACUGCACCCCGAACACAGCUCCGUGAGCAAUGUAAAAUGUCGGCAGUACAUGCUGGGACCCGUAGAUGGCGUAAGAUCAUUGACUCGUAUAACCCCUCAAAUCGGUCUUCACCGCAGUCCAAAGCCGAAAAUACCCAAGUUGCUCCUAUCACAUCCCCUAUACCAGGGGGGUUUGUAACCCAACCACAGAAUGGCUACCCUGAUACAAAUAGCAACUACAUGUCCGGUCAGUAUUCACCAAAUGGGACCACCGUUGGAAUGACACCGCAGCAACCUGUUCUUUUUAAUCCAGCUACACCUGGUCAACCUUUGCAUCCAAAUUCCGGAGCUGUCAACUAUCAAAACUUCCAGCAGAACCUGCCAUAUCAGCAGCAACCCUUUCAGCAACAAGCGCCACAGUCUACGAAUACGAACGUCAAUUUCAUGCAAAAACCUGCUUCAGAUGUUCCGACUAUUCCCGAGCCACCCAAACAGAAACCUCCUAUUCCAGAGGAAUACGUCUAUCUGCAGACAGUAUUCGAGGAGCUAAAAAAGCAAUGCAUCGCUGCGGCUGGAAAUCCGCAAACAAAGCGAAAAUUGGAGGAUGUCUCGAAAAGGUUAGAAGUUUUAUACGAUUUAUUACGUGAACGAAGGCUAUCUCCCAGCACACUUACUUCGUUGACUCAACUGGUACAGUUGAUCCAAGCCGGUGAUUAUGCAAAUGGAAUCGGGCUUCAUACACAAAUGGUGUCUGGGCUGGACUUUUCGCAAAUUGCGAGCUUCAUGCCAGGCAUUAAAGUUUUGCUGCAGUCUGCGAUGCAACUCCAAGUUUAUUUAAGAUAAGCUCGACCUAUCGUAUGUUUCAUAACAUAGUUAUUAGAAAUCAAACGUGCUAGGUAAUAUGCGAUAUGAUAUUUAAUGUUAGAGCCAAGAAUAAUGGAAUUGUAACCAGGUCAGAGAGAAACAUUGCAUUUAAUUUCUCAUUUUAGUGUAGUAAUGUGUUUGAUUAAAUGGUUCUCUCGUUUACUAUUUGCAGUUUUUGGUUGGUUCGUGCUAUUUAUGAUCGCGUACAUGUGAAAAACUAGUUUAAUAUGCAUCUCGCGUUUCUAUUGAUUCAAUAUAUGUUUAUUUACACUUAACUCUUCUAUACUUUUCUAACCGAAAAUGAUUAUAUUCAAUAAUA